CCAGCCGACCGUCGACAGCUCCGGAGUUUCCAGAGCUCAGUGAAAAAAAAAAAAAAAAGAUGAGGAGCUGCUCUCUUCUGCCGAACAACGAAGAAAGAAUUAAAGUUCAACGGAAAAGAAAGGAACUCAGAUAAUCGACUGCGAUGAAAUGUGCGUCCAAAAGUGCGGGACUGACUUUAAAAACAAAGCGAACUGCGAGCAUCCAGAGUUGAACACAGUGGACACCGCGCUCCCUGCUCAAGUCUGACCUCCAGUGUCGGCAGCUGGUAUUCUUUGGACAAUGAUCAACUCUCAGAUCCAGCUCCACUACAACUACACAGGAAAGCUGGCCAACCGGCCAAGCAUUGGCGCGAGCCCCGGCACUGUGGACACCAAAACCGUAGUUUUCCUCAUCGUUUGCAGCUUCAUCGUCUUGGAGAACCUCACAGUGCUUGUAGCCAUAUGGAGGAACCACAGGUUCCACAACCGCAUGUACUUCUUCAUCGCUAACCUGGCAAUGUGCGACCUGCUGGCUGGAGUCGCUUACCUGGUCAACCUGCUCCUGUCUGGAGAGAAGACCCUGCAGCUCUCACCUGCUCUCUGGUUUGUGAGAGAGGGGAGCAUGUUUGUAGCACUUGGAGCCUCCAUUUUCAGUCUCCUGGCUAUUGCUAUAGAGAGACACCUUACUAUGAUCAAAAUGAGGCCUUAUGAUGCGAACAAGAACUACAGGGUAUUUCUGCUCAUAGGGACCUGCUGGCUGAUUGCUAUAUCUCUUGGAGCUUUGCCUAUUCUGGGCUGGAACUGCCUGAAUAACCUCCCUGAUUGCUCCACAAUCCUCCCUCUUUACACCAAGAAAUAUGUUGCUUUCUGCAUCACGGUUUUCAUGCUUUUGCUCUCAGCCAUAGCCAUCCUGUAUGCCCGCAUCUACAUCUUGGUCAAGUCCAGUAGCCGAAAGGUGAGCAAGCACAGCAGUUCAGAGCACGCCAUGUCCCUACUGCGCACUGUCAUCAUCGUAGUUGGAGUUUUCAUCGCCUGCUGGACUCCCCUCUUUGUCCUGCUCCUGGUGGAUGUAGCGUCCAAGCAGAGGUCCCCCAUUCUUUACGAAGCCCACUGGUUCAUUGGGCUGGCGGUGCUCAACUCCGCGAUGAACCCAGUCAUCUACACUCUGGCCAGCCGCGAGAUGAGGCGAGCUUUCCUGGGUCUGGUUUGUGGCUUUUGCUACAGGGCGAAGGCGUCUGCGAACGGGAGCGGAAACAGACAGUCCCUGGAGCCCAGCCGCAGCAGGAGCAAGUCGUGGAGCAGCCAGAACCAGCAGGGCUCCAGGCAGUCAGAGCCGGAGAGAGGACAGGAGUCAGACAGGGGCCACGGAAAGGUUUCAGUGGUGGCUGGAGCAAGCAGAGGUACUGCUGAGGCUGCGAGUGACAGAGAAGAUUAAAAGGAGACAGGAGUAAUUUACAGUAAUACUCUGAGCUUAAGGGCUUGUGCAGUAGUCACAACGGAGAGCAUUGUUCCCCAAAAAAGUGUUUCUUUAAAUGAAGGGUAGAUUUCUGACAUUAGCUGCAGGGCAGUGGUUUCUUUUUGCUAUAUGUUCAUCAUCUGUAAUGUAUGGCUCUUUCAAGUCCAGCCUCCAGUGCUCAAAACUUUGGAGUGCUCAAGAGUUUGGAGUCACAUUGUCCUUUUUUUGUUGUUGGGGUUUUUUUGCUGGAUAACAGUCACUUCCACAGAUGACUGGUGCUCUUACCCUCAACAGAAAGGACUUUUACCUCCGUAGUUGCAGCUGUGAUCUCCUAUGAUAAAUUAGAAGUAAAAAUUUACCCGCAGUUACCAAAUAAGUGCAAUUAUAUCACUGCAAAAACCAAUGUAAUGAAGAAUGAUUGUAGACUAUUAUUAUUGCAAUGACACACAGCUGAAGGUAUUUAUUAAUCUACGUAGUUUGUAUUUACUCAGUAAUCCUACAGUAUGCUGGGCAGUUACUGUAAUCUGCAUUGUAUAAUAACCAAGGCAAGAGUUACUCAUAGUGAAGAAACAAACAGGUGCGUUUUUUUGUAUUAUAUUAGUAGCAUUGUGCUCAAAAUGAAAGCGUUCGUGAUACAAGGGCUCCAUCUGCUGGUCUUACUCAGUACUGCUGCAUGUUCUCUAUGCAGCUACAGCAGUUCUUUGUGUGCAUUUGUUUUGAGCUUUAAAAGCAUGACGCUAGAAAGCUGAAGACUGUAAAGAGGCACGUGAAUGCAGCAUGUGAAAUACAAAUUGCAGAUAUUCAUGUUAGAUAAAAAAAAAAAUCAGCAUUCACUCAGUAAAUUAAAAUGGAAAACUAUUAAAUUUACUGUGUAACAAUUCAUUAGAAUCACCUUGUGGCCAAGAGAGUGCAGCUCUGCUUUGUUUAUGAGAGGAACUUAUAAAGGCUUGGUUCACCAAUAAAAGUAUUUACUGUGUAAUCUAGCCAUGCUUUUGAUUUUGUUAGUCAAGAUUCAGAAGCAUGGGUCUCGCUGUAGCUCACCUGGCUGUACAGGUGACUCAGUGCUGAAGGCUGCUGCAAAGGUUAGGCUCUGAGUCUGACCCAGACCAUUUUCUGCAUGUCCUUACCGCAACUCUUUUCCCUGCUUUCCUGUCCACUCCCUGUA
This is a messenger RNA of Neolamprologus brichardi, 2600 nucleotides long. It is a transcript of the gene s1pr3b, whose product is annotated as sphingosine-1-phosphate receptor 3b. NCBI's taxonomy places the organism in Eukaryota, Metazoa, Chordata, Actinopteri, Cichliformes, Cichlidae. Gene Ontology annotation, molecular function: sphingosine-1-phosphate receptor activity. Gene Ontology annotation, biological process: G protein-coupled receptor signaling pathway. The record is from RefSeq and is a predicted model, not a curated record. Gene Ontology annotation, cellular component: membrane.